Messenger RNA from Salvia splendens (bonfire salvia), 1804 nucleotides. Its product is annotated as protein S-acyltransferase 10. The coding region runs from base 354 to 1505 and encodes 383 amino acids. Gene Ontology annotation, cellular component: Golgi apparatus; endoplasmic reticulum. The record is from RefSeq and is a predicted model, not a curated record. Gene Ontology annotation, biological process: protein targeting to membrane; peptidyl-L-cysteine S-palmitoylation. Gene Ontology annotation, molecular function: protein-cysteine S-palmitoyltransferase activity. The transcript has 12 exons. NCBI's taxonomy places the organism in Eukaryota, Viridiplantae, Streptophyta, Magnoliopsida, Lamiales, Lamiaceae.
AUUUCAAGAAGAGCUUGUAAAUCUUGAGCUAGCUAUUCACAUUAUUACUCAUACAAUUUCAAUAAUAAACAACAGAAAUUAAAAUCGAAGGUAGGAAGAUUAAGAGAGUAGUAACUGAUAAGAAUUAAAGAGGAAAAGAGGUAAUAAUUGCGAUUUGCAGAGCUAUCUCUAAUUUUAGUAAUCGGAGCAAGAGUUUCAGACGCCGCAGCCUCUAUCUAUUGAUGUACAACUAAAGGAGUGCACUGUACAACCAUCUAAUGCUGAGUGAGGUUAUGACCAUCGUGUGACGAAACAACAAUGGGCGUAUCAUGCGGCAGCUCUCUCAGGGAUACGUGUAGCCGCGUAGCCGACCGAUGCUCCCGCCUCUUCCCCUGCUUUUCCGACCCCGGUUGUUGUUUAUUACUCUUUAUUCCCAGCUUACCCGACGAUCUGCUUUUUCUCUCAAAUUAGCUUUGGUGCUGCUGCAUAUACUGUUUGUCGGCGUAUUGUUUUUGUUCGACCGUGAUUUGAUUGAGAAGACCAAACACGAACCAUGGUACACUGCUACGUAUGUAUUAUUGUUUGUAGCUACUCUGGUUCAGUAUUUUGCGACUGCGGGAACAUCUCCUGGCUAUGUAAUUGAUGUUCAAAAGACUAUUGAUGAAAGGGAUGCUGCAGCUAGAAGGACAUUAUUAGCUUCAGACAUUCAGAAGGCCGUUGAUGAAAGAGAUGCUGCAGCUAGAAAGCCAUUAUUGCCCUCAAAACAACCAGCUUCAAGCAAAAAUGGCGAUGUUGCUAUCACUGUGGAUGGAAGGAACAAUCACAGAGGUAAUGCAACAGCUUCAAGCAAAAAUGGCGAUGUUGCUAUCACUGUGGAUGGAAGGAACAAUCACAGAGGAAAUGCAACAGCUUGGACUAAAUUAGUGAUGAGUUUGUAUCCGCAACGGUCAUCAACUACAAGUUUGACCUGCCCUUACUGCAACAUCCUUCAGCCUCCACGAGCUAAGCAUUGUCAUGAUUGUAACAAGUGCGUUCUUCAGUUUGAUCAUCACUGUGUUUGGCUUGGAACAUGCAUAGGCCAGGGAAAUCAUUGCCGUUUUUGGUGGUACAUAUGUGGAGAAACAGCAUUGACCCUCUGGACUUGCAUACUGUACAUUGGAUACCUCAAGUCUAACAUAUUGAAGGCAUGGUGGGCAGAUAUAAUAUUGAUUUUGCUAUUGGCUGCUCUCUCAAUUUGUCUAAUAUUCCUGAUGCUUCUGCUCCUUUUUCAUAGUUUCCUUAUCAUGACUAAUCAAACCACGUACGAGCUUGUGAGACGGCGACGGAUUGCAUAUUUAAGGGGGAUUCCUGAGAGAGUGUAUCCAUUCAACGAAGGAGUUUGCAGGAAUUUGUAUCUAUUCUGUUGUGCUAGAAGCAGCAGCAGCAGCAGCAUGUACAGAAUGGAAAGACUACCUACAGCUCAAGAACUUGAGGAGAAGUCCAGACCUUAUACUUGCUACGAUGUUCUAUCGUGUCGCUGCUGCUGAUGGAACUGCACCCGUCUUUGUAAUUUCGAUAUGUGUAAGAUGCAAACUGAGGCUGUGCGAUGCUGUAACACGUGUAGUUUCUCUGGCAAACAUUAUUUCCAUUUGGUUCUUUGAUGGAUUUAGAGUGGUGAAUGAGAAAUUUCCCAUAGUUUUACUGAUACUGAAAGCAAAGGAUCUUUUUAGUCCCCAUUCAAAUUGUAUUCCAAUGUUGUAAUGUACAACACAAGGCCGAAGAACAAUGCAAAGUCCAUGUGUAGUUUUGGGUACUGAAUGUGUAAAAUCGACGUUUUAUUUGGGCA